AUGAAAAUCAUCCAAAUAAACCUCAACCACUGUGAGGUGACCCAGCAGCUACUGGAGCAAACCGUCAGAGAACACCGCAUUGAUGUAGCAGUCAUAAGCGAGCAAUACCGCAAUCGCAAUUCCGAGGAGUGGAUUGCUGAUUGUAGGAAAAAAGCAGCGAUAUGGAGCUGUGGCAGCCCAACGCAGCAACUACGGCACACAUGUGUCGGAGACGGUUUCGCCAGAGCACGGCUGAAUGAUGUUUACAUCUACAGCUGCUAUCUGCCACCGAGCCUCACGUUGCAGCAAGCGACGGCGGUGCUGGAAGGCAUUGCGGAUGACGCCCGGGAGAAACACCCUACCAUCAUUGCCGGCGACUUUAACGCAUGGGCGACGGAGUGGGGGUGCCCGAGAACCAACCCAAGGGGACAGGUACUCUUAGAAAGCUUCGCGACGCUCGAUGCCGUGCUGCUAAACACAGGCAGCCAGCAGACAUUCGGCAGAGCAGGAACGGGGUCCAUAAUAGACCUAACGUUCGCGAGCAGUAGCCUUAGCCCGAGGACAACUUGGAAGGUUAGCGACAUCUAUACUGGGAGUGACCAUUCGGCCCUGAUCUAUGAAGUCAAGGACGUUGCAGCACGCAACUCUGUCCUGGGCAAGCAGAUCAGGUACAAAGUCGAAACGCUGGAGCCGGACAUGGUACGAGCCAUGUUCGAGCAUUACGAGACCAGCGGGACAGCCUCAGAAAGAGCAAGCCAACUGGCUAUGCAAACGUUGGCAGCAUGCGACGCCUCCAUGCUAAGGAAAAGGCCGAGCCCUGGCAAUCGUAGCCCAACAUACUGGUGGACUGCAGAUAUAGCUAGUGCCAGGCGGGAGUGCCACCACAAAAGGCGGCUAUAUCAACGCUCGAGAGGAUCCCCGGAAUUCGAGAGGCUCCAAGGGGAAUAUAAAGAAUGCAGACGCCUCCUGAAGAGGCAGAUCAAAGAAAGCAAGCGAAAAUGCUUUGAAAAGCUCUGCGAAGACGCAGAUGCGAACCCUUGGGGCUACGCAUACAGGCUGGUGAUGAAGAAACUGCGAGUGUUCAGUUCCCCGCCACCAAUGUGUGCAGAUCUGCUGGCAAACAUAGUGGGAACUCUAUUUCCAGAGUAA
Messenger RNA from Drosophila obscura, 1128 nucleotides. RefSeq lists its product as uncharacterized. The transcript has a single exon. The record is from RefSeq and is a predicted model, not a curated record. Gene Ontology annotation, molecular function: catalytic activity. Lineage: Eukaryota; Metazoa; Arthropoda; Insecta; Diptera; Drosophilidae. The coding region runs from base 1 to 1128 and encodes 375 amino acids.